AUGGCACCAGGUCCUGGUGUCUACUCCGAUAGGAGCUACGAUACUCCCGAACAACCGCAGGAGAAUCAGCCACGUAAAAGACGAGUCCCUCGCGGCAGCGCCCCCGAUCAGCCCGUUGUGAUUGAUGGAGAAGAAAUUCCGCAGCCUCAUCCAAGCCAACCAGCACGCGACCCUAGAGUAGGCAGGCGCGCAGAGAAUCCCGAACAGGAGGUCUCAAACCUCGAGUCUGAAACCGAACCCAAUGUCGGUGGCAGACGCCAGUCGAGGAAUCCGCCACCUCUAGCCCAGGAGCCACGUGGCACCAAACGAGAAUAUAGCGACUCCGAAGAACUUAGGGAGUAUCGCGAGCGCGAUCCUAAUCCGUGGCGUACCAACGAUAACCAAGAGCCCCACGGGCAAACCGCAUUCCGUCUCAACCCCGAUACGAGGACUCUGGCCGACCAUAUCUUGAGGCAAUACCCUCCCUGGAUGAAGCAAUCCGAUGUCGAAAAGCAGUACACGGCUUUGGACACGAUGAUCGAGUUGUUCAGGAACGACCAGAGAGCUAGGCAGCCGACGUUGAAUGUCAGGAGUCGUACUGCCAGCAUGACUAGACAGCAAUAUGAGGGUCUUUUGGGUACUUGGCGUAAUGGUAAAGGCUUCUAUGAAUCUUUUGAUGUUGCAAACCCUCCUCCGAAUAUGAGUUCGCUCAUCGAGGCGAAUGUCGCAAGGGGCCUUAAUGAGGCUGAGUUGCAGAGACAAGCACGGCUCGAAACCGAUUUUCCUCGUCCGAGGGAAAGGGCCCAAAUAAUCGUUUACCCGGAAAUCCCCAGGCAGACCUCACUCCCGAAUCUCGUCCGUAGCGCAAGAGACCCUGUCCGCAGCACUACACCGUUAACCCCGCCCCCGGCUGUGCCUGCCAACCAUCGCAGUCAGCGUCCAGACCUUGGGAACUUCGUCACCACAGGAGCGUAUCCCCCAAUCCCAAGAUCGGUGGGCUCCGGGAACAGAAGCGAGAUCGCUCGAGCCGCUGUGGCAUACCAAUUCCCUCGUGGAAACGAUCCUGCCCCAGUCCACCGAGCACAACCACAGAGAUUCGUAUCUGGAAACAAUGAAACAUUGAUAAACGACCCUGCUGGGCCUCGGGUUGCCAACCCCUUCAACUGCGAUCCUCUAUGGACUCCAGCCCACUCUCGAGCCCCCUCAUCAAGGCGACAUGCUACUGUCCAAGACGCAGCAGAACAUCUUGCCUUCCCUGCUCCACGGCGUUUACAGCGGGUAGGUGGUGAUCUCCGAGGCGAGCGUAAUCAGCCUUCCCCGGUCGUCGAUCGUGACGAAGGCGAGCUCCCAGACAGCCAGUAA
This is a messenger RNA of Morchella sextelata, 1341 nucleotides long. RefSeq lists its product as uncharacterized. Lineage: Eukaryota; Fungi; Ascomycota; Pezizomycetes; Pezizales; Morchellaceae. The record is from RefSeq and is a predicted model, not a curated record. The transcript is spliced from 6 exons. Bases 1 to 1341 code for a protein of 446 amino acids.